Chilo suppressalis (striped riceborer) is the source of this 7492-nucleotide messenger RNA. The record is from the annotation of a GenBank genome assembly. Lineage: Eukaryota; Metazoa; Arthropoda; Insecta; Lepidoptera; Crambidae.
UUAAUUUUAAAAUAAUGUUUCUUUCUUGGCUUGUUCUAUUAUUUUGGCGGUAAUUAAAAUUUUAGUCAGAACUUUAUUUUAUUCAAAAUGGGCAAAAAUAAAAGCUGUGACGCGUCAACUAGGUUUACAUAUAGAUCAUAAGUGGGCAUACAGAAUAAUAGCUGAGCAUUUAAAUUGUUCUGUUAAGAAAGUUUUUAAUACAAUUUGAUCAUUAUAAAACACAUCGAACUGUUCAAAAUUUUCUUAGAAAGGCUUGGCCAAAAAAAACCUCUACCAGAGAGAUGAUACGCUAAUUGUUCGUGUUGCUAAAAAAGACCCAAGUAAAGGCUCCAACCAGAGUAUAAAUGAAGUUUUUUCGCCUGAUGACUCGAGAAACAUCAGGUCAAUACUGAUAAGCCCGAGGAUUAGUGGAAGCUAAAUUGUUUGGAAGAAUCGUUUGAAAGGUACCGCUUACCAAGCAACACCGAGAGAAGAGAUUAUUAUUUGCUAAAAACGGAUAUUCUCGGUACGAGAAUGGAAAUAACAUUAUUUUCAGAUGAAAUAAAAAUAUGGUAAAUUCCAAUGAAAAGUGCUAUAGUUAUGUUUAAAUCUAAAGAAAAGUUUACUAGAAAAAAAUCCACGUAUACCAGGCAGCAGACGGGACUCCAACCCGCACCCUUCGCAAUCCGGGCAAAUGCACUGACCAUUAUGCUACCGCGGGCCUGACGGCCGCGUCGAAAUUUCUCUAGCCUUAGGCUGCAAGGUAGCCCCAUCUCUUCGCAUUGUAGGUACCCACAAUGUCAAAUGAAUACCUUUACAGGUAUUCAACACUUGAAAGAAGAAAUGAAAAGAAGAUUAUAGUUGUUUUUUAAUUUAAGAAAUAAAAAUAUAUAAGUUCUAACUAUUGGUAGGCUGUGGACAGUAGCUAUUUCGUAAAUAGCAAUACUAAUUACUAUUUUUUUUGUUGUUGUUUCUAAUUAAUUGAGCAUUAUUUUUCAUACCUUAUGUUUGUCCGUAAUGUAAUAUUAAAACUGCACUUAUACAAUGGAUGAAUCCAUAUUGUUAUUCUAAUCAAUGAUAAAUUGUUGAACAUAUUGUUGUCCUAUUUAUUGUUUAAUUUAAAAAUAAAAACGAUUGCGGUGAAGUAUCUUACAUAAUGUCAAAAGGUCCAUUGGUAGUGUUACUAAUUAUACGACCAACACUGUAUAUCAAUAUUUAAAAAGACUGCAACCCUAAUUCGUUAAAAAAGCAUGACGUCACACUCCACGCCCACCAAGUGUAGUGCGGUGAGGGUAUCUGUAGACUGCUCUGUAAAAUGAGAAGGACUCUAAUCAGUAAAACCCUGACACUAUCCCGCCCCCAUUGGCCUUGAAAACGGUCGUUGAGCGUCCACACAGCUAUUCAAUCAUACUUGUUAAGGUUCAGUCAGACAGCGAGCGGGGCGGGCGGGGCCUCAACCAGGGAUGAAAUGGAUAAUAAUUAAGGAUAAUUAUGUUGAUAAUUAAAUUAUUAAUGAUAAUUACAAGAUAACAUAUUGAUGAUUAUCAUUAAUAAUAACGUGUAACUAUGAUACAACACACAACCAAAACCAGAUGGCGAGGAUGAUAUACUAUUGACUUUAUUGGCCAAAAAUUAAAGAUAAAAAGAAAUUCUAAAAAACAGAAAGGGAACAAGCGUAAUAGUGUGAUUAAAAAAAAAUUGAUUACAUUUAUUUUCAAUAUCAAUUUUAAAUGUGAUUUUAUCCGGCAUGUCGCGCUGUCUGACUAUAGUAUAUUUGUAUUGUGGGUAAACGCAUAAUAAAACUUGUUACUGAGUCAGUCUGUCAUCGCCGAUUAAACGUUGUAUUACGUACUCCAUAUUUUAUUAUUUAAUGUCCUUUAACUCCUCAAAUAGGACACUGACGUAUUUCAUAAUAACGGAUACAUUACAACUGUUACAUCGAGUCAGCGUCGCGUUGCCGUCCCGCCCAGCCCGCUGUCUGACUGAACCAUAAGGUAAUCUAGACGCAGCCGCCCAGAGUGCUUAGGCCCGAAGUCCGUUACUGUUCCCACUGAACUGAACAAGCAACUGAUUAACUGAGUUAAAUUUACCUGACAGAUAGCAAAGGAUCUCAAUCCAUUCUCUCUAUGACUACGACUAAUCUCACGUCUUUCAUAUGGGGUUUUCCAAAGUCUGUGAUUGACAUAAAAUGAAAAUUAAUUUUCUCAUGUGCCUGUGACAUGAAUUAUAAUAAAUAUUGUUUCAUCUAUCAGGGUAUUUUUUCUGCUAAUUAAAUAAAUAUUUAAGGAAAGUGGAGCUCGAUGGCGCUUAGUGGUGAGCGCGUUCGAUCUGCAAUUAUAUUGGGAUGGGUGGCCCAAAAUUUGUAAUUUGAUUUUCUCCAUGCUUUGGAAGGCACGUUGAGCCAUUGGCCCCAGCUGCAACUACAGUCGCCAACACCCACUUAUUCGCCCACGUGGUGGGUCAUGCAUGGCCCAAUUUUCCUUUUCCAUCAAUAGCUAUGAUGGGCUGAUGGUGAUGAUGAUAUAAAUACUAUUUUGUUAUUAUAUAUAUUAUUUUGUUUAUGACUUUAUUUUUCAAGGAAUGAUACUAAUUAAAGCUUUAUUGAUGCAUAAGAACUAAAUAUUGUCAUGAUUUAAGUACAUACAUCAUCAAUGUAAUACAAUGAUAUCCAAUUAAAAACUCAAUGAAAUCAGAAUAAAGGGAUAAAUAUUGAAAAGGUAUUUAAUUUUAAUGGAUUAAUAUAUAACACCCUUUUUUCUAACAGUAAACAAACAAACCUAAAAAUUAAUACCCACCAUCUGUUCACAGACGAAAGGGUGAGUAUAAAGGGUGUUAUAUACAUUUACAUAAAUCUCUAUUUAUAAAAUUAAUCCCUGUUUACCUUUGUCACGCCAUAAAUACAGAAAGACAAUAGGUUCAUUCGUCUUUCUUUAAGCUUUUCUGAGAUGUUAUAAAAGGCUCUUAUGAAAAAAAAAGAGUUGCGUGUAAUUAGUUAACGGGGACAAAGUCGCCGGCGCAGCAAUCUUUUAGAAAUCUAUUAUAUUUAGUCAUUGUUGCACUGUUACAGACCCUUGUUAAAGAAAAUGAAACUGUAAUCGAAGGUUUGAAAAUAGAGAAUCAACUUGAAAAAGCCAAUGUCAAAGAACUUGAUAAGAAAGUUUCUACAUUUCAAAAAGAAAAUUAUGCACUUUUGAAGGAUAUACAAUUGAUGAAAGAUAUAAUUCUCGGAAAAAAGAAGCUUAAUAAACGCUACAAAGGCAUACUCCAAAAAUAUGAUAGUAAAUAUGAAAGUGAUGACAAUGACUCAAUGUUGGGAGGUGGAGACAGUGAUGAUGAAAUAGAUACUCAUUGUAAUUUGGAAUCUCCAAUAGCAACCGAAGAAACAUAUAAAGAAGAGUUCAAUACUUUGUCUAUGCAAGCAUCCAUAAAAACAUAUUCAACAAAAGUUGAAUCAGUUACACCCAAGCAUGAUAACGAUUUGGAUUCAGAUUUCAGCAAUGGUCAUGCAAGUGCUGAUACAGGUAGAGGUUCCUCUCUUGCUUAUUCAGAUAGUGAUAAAUUUUUUCACAGUCCCGAUUAUAUUAUGGAACAUAGUCCUAUUAACACAGACAAUACAGACAAAAUUAAAAGUAAUGUGGUUCAUGUUGCUACAAGUCCAAUUCCCUUUUUGAAAUUUAUUCAUACAGCAACAAGCCCUAUUACUGUCGAGCAACCUGCGGAGAGCUCUAUAGCUUAUGAAACAAACGCAAUAACCAUUACUGAUUUGAUAGAAGAAACUCCUGAAGUGCAAGAGAACGAUGUUGAUAGGAAUUUUGGUAAAUUUACAAGUAACAGUGCCAUCACAAAUAUUACUUAUGAAACUACUCCACCAGCACCACUUAAACAAUUUUGCGAAAAGGCAUGCUUAGAGUUGAACAACAGCAGUAAUAUUAAUAAGAAUGAUAGUAGAGAUGGGGAAAUUGAAAUGAUUUUAAGCAAAAUGAGAUUCACACAUAACUUGAUUACUCCUAUACCCACCACGCCGUCUAAAGCGAAUCAUUCUUCAUCAUCAUCUAAUUUUGUUUCUAAAGAGACAAGCCAGUGUGUGCAAAAUUUAAACUUCGUAUGCAAAGAUGCCCUUGCAGUCAAAGAAGAGAAUAUAAGUUUGAGGGCUGAUAUUGUUAAACUUGCAAAUGAAAUUGUAACUAUAAAAGAGAUGUUGAAUAUUAAGCAUUUAUUGACUCAGCAGCAACCAAAGAUAUGUAAAACAGAUAAUGAGAUAGAGUUUGAUCUCAGUGAUGACGAUCUUAUAGUAAUUCCUAGCAAGCUAAAUCAUAAUGAUGUUUCUGAAUUAGAAAGUUCACAGUCGUUAUGUAUGGAAAAUAUAAAUAAUGCAAUUUGUGAGGAAGAAAGUCAAUUGAUAGAUAAAUGUGAUAUUAGAAAGGGCAUAAAACGAUUAGAAUUUGAAGAACCGUUAUUACCUAUUCAAAACGAUUUAACGGAAUCAAUAGAGGCUAUUCAAGAAACAGAAUAUCAGGAAAAAAGUAUGUGUGAAAUGAACAAUACUAAUUCUUCUAUAAGUAAAACUUUCAGACAUCGAAAACUAACCAAACUAGACCGGCUACGACAAAAACUUUUACCAAAAAAUAAAAUUAAAGCCAAUCCUACUCCAACACGAAAGUUACGAAAGAAUAAGCAAAAAAUUCUUUCUGGGAUGAUGGACAAAGCAGCUGCAGCAUUAAAGAAUAAAAUUGCUUACGAAAAAGCUGUUAAAAUUAUUUCGGACUUGAAAUCGCAAGAAAAAGCUAGAAAUAUUAAAAAGAUAAAUUGUAUUGGAAUAGGUAAACAAAGUAUUAAGGAAAAAGAUAGUAGUAUAGUCCUUAAAGUACCUCAAAUGAAAAUCAGUUCAGAAAAUGAAUUAACAAUGCCUAGUGCAAUAAAAUUUGAUCAGGUAUGCACUGAAAACAAUCUAAAAGAUGACCACAACUUAAAAAAUCAAAACUCGAAACGAAUAAUUAUUCUUGAAGACAUACUAAUAACAAAUUCACCAAAUUACAAUGAUACAGUCCAAUCUCAACAAAACGCUCUAGAAUCAAGCCAAACUGGGCUUACUUCUACUUUUAAUGGCAGUAAAACAAAUGGAACAAUGCCUGUGAAAGAUGAAGUAUUUUUGAAUAAAGUAGAAGAUAGUUUAAUAAAUACAUCACAAUUUCAAGUUAUGGAACAGGAACAAAAUAUUCUCAUUACACCCCAAGACCUAGGCUUGCGGUGCAGCAAAGAAAGUGAACAAUCAGAGAUUGAAAAUGAGUUAGGUUCAUUUAUAAACCAAAAUGAAAUGUUGCAGAUUUCCAAAGAAACAGAAAAAUCAGAUUUUAGUUUAGGUAUAAAAUAUGAACACAGUUUAGACAACAGAAAUAAUGUAACUGAAACCAACCACCAAGAUUUGAAUCGUAUUCGAAUCGAUUCGGAACAGACGGAAUCAAGUAAUUCUAUAAUAGAGUUGCAAGAGCCGUCUCCACAAAAAUUGGUUUCCACACGUAGUAGAACGAAAGUUGGUGAUAAUUCAAACUUAAACUGCGUAAAAGAUUGUAAUAUUGUUGUUGAAAAUCUGGUACGUCAAAGUCCCAGUCAUAAGAAUGAAGAUGAUAAAAGUGAUUCGCAAAAGAAAAGUAGAAAACGUCAGAAAAGGAUGUCUGCUGAUAAGCCAGAUAUUGAGUGUAAAAGAAUGUUACGUAGUUCAACUUUACGUUUGUCAUCAUCAGAGGAAAUUGCGAAAGUACCGCCGAAUAUUACGGUGGAUUCUUCUCUAUCUACUGGUUCUAAAACAGAACUGCGACAAGUCCAAGGAAACACCGUGUGCUAUGACGACCUGGAAGUCUUCAAUGAUGAUAUUGAACCUCAUAAAUGUGUUAGUAACAUAGAUAAAAGCAAACAAGGUAUACAUCCUAAAGACAGUAUCUUAUGUGUAAUGAUAGAGAAAUAUGGGAAACAAACCAUCAAAAACUUUUCAAAGAAGAUUCCAGAUAGUGUUUCUAACACGAUCAGUAGUACUUUAGACAGUGAAAUAAGUGCAAUUAUAAAUUCCAAUAAAGAUACAAAAGUUGCUAUGGAUAGAUUAGUUGAAACUGUUAAAAAAUGGGAUUGUAAGCCAUUUAUGGCUGGGUUAAUGCAAUAUUUGAAGAACCCACAAAGGAAAAUUGAACUGUUCAGUAAAACGUGUACACCUCCAGCUCCACCCAUGACAAAAUCUGAGCAAAUUCUCCUUUAUGUGGUCAUACAAUUGAAGCGUAUUUGGCCAUCAAUUGACAUCGUCGAUUGCUUACUUUGUAGCAUUGAGUAUGUACUAUUUAAACUCAACGGAACACCAGAUUUUGAUGCAAUCGAAAGUAUGUCCCACUUCUAUGCUAUAAUUUGUCGGUAUUUUAAAAUGAAGAGCCGAUUGCGAAUUUUUAUGCUAGAUGCAAUGUACUGUAUUCAGUUCAAGUCAGUUCCCCUUAUAAAACAAUGCAUGGAAGUAUGGAUGCAUGUAUUACCAUUGGCGCAUAUGGGAAUUGCAAAAAGUACGCUAGUAACGUGUAUGGUGUAUCUUUUACAUUUUUAUAAAUGUGAGGAUAAAUUCAAUAGAGUUCAAGACAUCAGAUAUCUUUUAACUCAUAAAUAUUUCUACGAAAUAACUGAAUGGAACGAACCCAAAAUAAUAGAAAUGUUCAAGAGUGCUAUUACAAAUAUCAGAGCGAUUCCUGUGGAGAUGAAGUUGCUGAGGAUAUCUUUGAUUGUUAUUGCUAAACGCCAUGGCCCAAAGUGGUGCCAGAAAAAUAUAAUAAAAAGUCUGCUAUUGCCAAUAAUUGAAUCUGAUAUCCACCCGGAAAGGGUGAAAGUAUUCUGUGUGUCUAUAUUGGGACCAUUAAUAAAACCAUAUCCAGCUGAAAUGAGAGUACACAUUGAAAUUGUAAUGAAUAAACUGUUAGACAUGUUGAACCUAAAUUCCUCACUGGAAAUGGAAGAAGCUAUUUUCAUGACCUUAAUAUACAUGAGUCGACAUAAUUAUAACCGAAUUGUGCGAACGUUGCUCACUUGGAAACCUCAGAGAAUAUCGACUGAAUUCGAAGAAGUCAUACGUGACUUCGUGUGUGAGAAAACUCGGAAAAUGUGGAAGAACACGCUGUCAAAAAUGAGUGUAACUUGAAAGCCAGUCACUAGUAUGAUUAACGAGAAGUACUUUGCCAUUGGCAGCGUUUAGUGAAGUGGUUGUGGUGUUUUCAGUGUGAUUAUACAUUUGACUUUUAUAGCUAUAAGCUUACAUUGUAAUUUCGUGGUUAGAUACCUUAUUAAGUACAGUUUUAAAAUGUAUACUUACCAGUGGAAAUAGUCACCACUAUGAUGCACUUUCAGCAGGAGCCAGUUUUAAUAGCGAUGAAACUUUUUUUUUGCUUUAUAGUGCCCCAAGUAAACUGUGAUGUUAAAAACUGCUUCGUUUUUGAAGCGGAGUAAUUAUUUGAUUUAAGUGUCAAUAAAUAAUAAAACCUUAAAAGUA